Panicum virgatum (switchgrass) is the source of this 2715-nucleotide messenger RNA. Its product is annotated as cyclin-dependent kinase B2-1. Gene Ontology annotation, cellular component: cyclin-dependent protein kinase holoenzyme complex; cytoplasm; nucleus. Bases 1435 to 2415 code for a protein of 326 amino acids. The record is from RefSeq and is a predicted model, not a curated record. The transcript is spliced from 7 exons. Gene Ontology annotation, molecular function: cyclin binding; cyclin-dependent protein serine/threonine kinase activity; ATP binding. Lineage: Eukaryota; Viridiplantae; Streptophyta; Magnoliopsida; Poales; Poaceae. Gene Ontology annotation, biological process: regulation of G2/M transition of mitotic cell cycle; protein phosphorylation; G1/S transition of mitotic cell cycle.
GACGGACUCGAAGAGGCACCGCCAUUGCUCGUAGUUCGCGGUCGGCAAGUCAAGGAGAACGGGAACGUGGGAACGGAUGUUCACUUGCUGCACGACGGCGGCGGGAGCAGGCUGUGGUGCAUCUGGUAGUAGGUUGGAGGAGGCAGAAGAGCUGGAGGAGGAGUGCGCCGGCGACGACAUGGCGGCGCGGCGCGCAAAAAAGAGGGAGAGCGGAAGCUAGAGAAGAGGAUCAAAGGAGUCAGCGGGUGAGCCAUGCAGGGCGUGGCGAGCGCGCGCGCGCCUUGCGGGUGACGCCGAGCGGGGCGCGCGGAGCGUGGAACGCGUGGAGCCGUGCGGAACGGAGCCGAGUGGAGCGCGUCGUCCGCGAGACGGGGAGCGCGUCGCGCGCAGGGCGCGUUGUGCGCAAGACCGCGUCGAUCAGCACAUGAGUUCCAACAUAUGCCAGUAAAUCGACCAGCAUGUCUGCCACAUUCAGGGGCACAUUCAGCGUUCCUUAGGAGAUGCGAUGCCCAUUUCUCAAUUCUCAAACACUGUAACAAAUGAGUGAUCACGUCUUUCACAGGUGUAUAACAAGUAAAUCUUUCUUUCUUUUUUUGUUUUUUUUUCCAGAGGUCAGACAAACGGGGGCUCCUAUAUAUCCUGUGGAAGAUGUUUAAGCAACUCAUCUAUAAAACCCACUAAGGCCCAUCUAUUGAAAAAAAUGUUGAACCGAUGUUUCAAAAAAUGUUGAGCCAACUUUCGAAAAAUGUUGAAUUAUUUCGAAAAUGUUGAAUCAACGUUUAAAACUCAUCUUAUCUGACGCCGGCGGCCAACGGGCAGGCAGCGCGUGGAGAAGCAGGGCACGCGGGCAGCGGCGGUGCGAGGCGGGUGGUCGGCGGCGGCAGGGUUGGAGGAGAGGGGAAGGGGAGGGAGGAAGCUGGAGUUUGAGUAUAUUUAAAGGCUGAAAUUGUUUGUACGAAUCUCAAGUAUUGGAAGGUCGGAAAGAAUUUUUCGGAAGAUGUAUAGAAUUGGUGCAAACAAGCAGACUGAAAUGAUACGGCCUUUCCACGUUCCCACGGCCCAUAGGCUUCCUUACACCACCAUCGCCGACGUUGGGCUGCAGCUUCAUCAGGCCUGCUUUUCAGUUCGGCCCAUAACUCGUGUGGAAGGAAAACCGGCCCACACCUCCACCGACCUUGGCUUCCCCUCAAACGGCGUACAGGAUUCGAAAUUCGAAGUCACAAGGAGCCGUUGGAGCGCCUCCUCGGCGGCGUCCUCACCUCCCCUCAAACGGCUCUCUCCUCCCCCCCGCUCCCUCCCGCAUACAAAAUCCUCCCCCAAUUCCAACCCCUAAUCCACGCACUCCAGAUCCGCCCACCACCGCCACCGCCGUCCACCACGCCCUGCCCCAAAUCCGCCGCGAGAGCGAGAGGACCGGCCCCCCGCGCGAGAGCGAUGGCGACGCUCCAGCACCAGCCGAAGCCGGCGGCGGCGCCGUCGACGACCACGGGCGGAGAGCUGCGCGCCAUGGACCUGUACGAGAAGCUGGAGAAGGUGGGCGAGGGCACGUACGGGAAGGUGUACAAGGCGCGGGAGAAGGCGACGGGCCGGAUCGUGGCGCUGAAGAAGACGCGGCUCCCCGAGGACGACGAGGGCGUGCCCCCCACCGCGCUGCGGGAGGUCUCGCUGCUGCGGAUGCUGUCGCAGGACCCGCACGUGGUGCGCCUGCUCGACCUCAAGCAGGGCGCCAACAAGGAGGGCCAGACCAUCCUCUUCCUCGUCUUCGAGUACAUGGACACCGACCUCAAGAAGUUCAUCCGGGGGCACCGCGCCAACCACGAGAAGAUCCCCGCGCUCACCGUCAAGGUCCUGAUGUACCAGCUGUGCAAGGGUGUGGCCUUCGUCCACGGCCGCGGGGUGCUGCACCGCGACCUCAAGCCGCACAACCUGCUCAUGGACCGCAAGACCAUGGCGCUCAAGAUCGCUGACCUCGGCCUCAGCCGCGCCAUCACCGUCCCUUUGAAGAAGUACACCCACGAGAUCCUGACCCUGUGGUACAGGGCACCCGAGGUUCUGCUUGGCGCCACUCACUACGCCACGCCGGUUGACAUCUGGUCCGUGGGCUGCAUAUUUGCUGAGUUGGUCACUAACAACCCACUAUUCCCCGGGGACUCAGAGUUGCAGCAGCUCCUGCACAUCUUCAAGCUGCUUGGCACCCCGAAUGAGCAGGUGUGGCCAGGCGUCGGCAAGCUCCCCAACUGGCACGAGUACCCGCAGUGGAAGCCCACGAAGCUGUCCACUCUUGUCCCCGGUCUCGACGAAGACGGCUACGACUUGCUUGGGAAAAUGCUCGAGUACGCGCCGGCGAGGCGGAUCUCUGCGAAGAUGGCCCUGAAGCACCCGUACUUCAAUGAUGUGAACAAGGAGCAGUACUGAAGCGAUGCGAGAAGCAGGAAUCAGGAAUCCGCUGCGAGCCUUCAUGAGUUGGCAUGAAGGUGAAGCUGCUUCUUGUAUAAGCUAAUUCUUGGCCUUGUUGGUGUGCAACUUGAUUGCCCUGAAGCAGUGCUUUUGCUUCCAGGACAGCAGUAGUAAUAGUAGUAGUAGAAGAAGAGUAUGUCUGUUUUCUAGUACCUGCUUUCUUCCUGUGCUGUGGCAUUCACUUUGGUUGUGAUGGAUAAACUAGAAAGAAGUUCAACAUAAAGUGAACUAGUAUUGACGAGUUUUUUUUUUCGCGAA